This is a messenger RNA of Sungouiella intermedia, 1368 nucleotides long. The record is from the annotation of a GenBank genome assembly. Lineage: Eukaryota; Fungi; Ascomycota; Pichiomycetes; Serinales; Metschnikowiaceae.
AUGGAUUCAGAAAAGUCCAUGACACCUGAUACUCCCGGGUUCACACCGGAGGUUUCGGCUUCUGCAGAGGAUACGCACACUGGAAAAUCCAUCCAAUCCUCAGACCCACCACUAAUAGACAAGCAAUCACUUCUCCAGAAAUUAGAAGGUAUCCCCACAGAAACACUUCGGCACAUUCUUACAAAUCAAGUUGAUCUUGAAAUUCGGCUCAAACACAAAGAGUUGAGACUAACCGAGGAGGAACUAGGCAAAUGUGAGGCGCAGAUGCUUGCGAUUCGUAAGUUCUUUGAAGUUCCUAACAACGUCAGUUUUCAGAACGAGCCCAACGAUUUCACGUUAAAGUACUACGACGUGCUCAGCAAGUCGCUUUCUGUGAAUUAUACGAAGCUACAGCAGCAGCAGUAUCUGAACGAUCAUCCCACAUUCAAGGAGAACAUAUUUGCUGAGGCAGAGCCAGUCCAUUCCUAUAGAACACGUUCCACCACCUCCUCGCUACGCCCAUCUCUAAAUGGCCCAGCAGUGCGCAUUCCUGGCUGCCUCUACCGUCGAACUGAUGGUGUGGUGGUGAAACUCACGUGUCCAGACUGUCAGAGAAGUAAUUUCUCGUCAGCUCAAGGCUUUCUAAAUCAUAGCAGAAUUGCCCAUUCAAAAGAGUAUACAUCGCAGGACGCUGCUGCCUUGAGAUGCGGCAACAUUUUACCAGAUGAAUUUCAAGAUGAGGAAGGGCUCGCAAGCUUGAAGUGCUUAAAAGAAAAGAACUUGGAGGCCACCAAGAACCUCAACGUCAAUGAGAUUUACUUCAACGGAUUGAGCAACACGCUCAACACAGUACACAGAUCAUCCGAGGAAAGUAUAGCCCCUGUUACGCAGGACGGCCCAAGCAAAAGUGAACCUCAGAAGCGAAAGGCCAGCGAUUCUGAAUCUAAUGAGUUGAUGAAAAAAUUGAUUAAGAACGGGAUGGCACAUGAUGCCAAAGAUUAUGAGGAUCUAGUAGGAGAAGCCCGAAAGGAAAUCCCCAAUUCACAUUUGUUCGAUGAUGAGGAAGAAGGAGAGAUCACAGCCAAGUCGGUGACACCUCCUGUGAAGGCAUCGGGAGGGUUGCAACUUAGACGAGAACCUGCAAUCCGCAGCACCAAGGGCACACCGAAGAGCACCCUUGUAAACGAAGAAGCGAAGGAUCUGCAAGACAUGACAGGUACAUCCCCUGACAUCGAUCUCUCCAAACCACACUCCGAAGUGGGAGGGAAAUACGAAAACAGAUUGCGCAGAAGAAAAUCACGAGGUGCGGUGGGGGUGGAAGUUCCGAAGCUUCGCCAAGAUGAGCGCGACGAUGACAAGAAACUCAAGAGACGCAAGAGCCAGAGAUGA